Cyprinodon variegatus (sheepshead minnow) is the source of this 2637-nucleotide messenger RNA. RefSeq lists its product as uncharacterized. The record is from RefSeq and is a predicted model, not a curated record. Gene Ontology annotation, biological process: regulation of centriole replication. The transcript has 7 exons. The coding region runs from base 652 to 1896 and encodes 414 amino acids. Lineage: Eukaryota; Metazoa; Chordata; Actinopteri; Cyprinodontiformes; Cyprinodontidae. Gene Ontology annotation, cellular component: cytosol; centrosome; centriole.
AGAAGCAGGAAUAAAAAAAAAAACAAUUAAAUAAGAAAGUUACUGGGGUCUGUGAAAGAAAGUCCUCGCUUUUAAGGAUUUCUUUAUUAGUUCUCAAGUUGCUUCUCUUUGAAGUCUUCUGUGAACGACUUAAGAUCACAGGAUAAUUUGAGUAAACAUAUUGACUGAAUUGAUGUUUUCUUUUUUUCUUUUUCUUCACUGAACCUCUGAAGGCUAAGAGGAGUUUCCACUGAAACCUAACAAAUGAUCAGGGAGGACGUUGCCCUCCCUCAUGAUCUGUUAUGUUCCUAGGUGAGAGCAGGACAGCUCACACUGUGGCCUCUGGAGAUACAACUCAUUCUGUGGAGAGGAACAGCUACUGCUUGAGAGUACUUAGUAAGCAUAUUUCUGCUUUACUGCACAAUAAUGUCCAGUCAUCUGGAGUGAGGAGAGGGACAAGGAGGAGAGGAAACCAUGUCGCUUGGAUCUAAAUCCAGCCAAUCUCCUGUUACUUAAAGACUAUACUUUUGUGGAGAUUUCCAACCUGAUAUGGGAGGCAAAUUAUACAGUAUUUUUACCUUUUAUGUAGCAAUUAGAAAGAUUUUUUCAUCCAUCCUUUUUAUAAUUUAAUAGCUGCUCCAGAGCUAUCACUAAACAUCAUCCUAACAGCCAAUGAGAGACUCAAAGGCCCAGCUGGAUCCUGUCAUUUGUUUGUCAAAUAAUCAAAGACACGUCCAAUCUCCAGCUAAUGGAUUGUCAGCAAGAGAUCCAGGAAAGAUUAAAGUACAACGUCCUGGAUGGAAUCCAAACAACUCAGAAAAGGAUCAAAAAAAGGAAAUGACAGAUUUCUCAGGAACAAAAACAUUCUCCCCAGAGCUUUCCUACAGGGUGUGCAUCCAUCAUGAGUUACCCCUAAGGUCUUGGAGCUCUGCUGUAUUUCUGGACAAGUCACUUUGCAUUUCACUUGCAGAACUUGCUGCAGGAGUGAGAAGAGUUCAAGUACCUCUGUACAGAUCUGCCCUUACUUGUCAGCUUGGUGUGCAAUCUCUCUGCAGAUCCACUACAGAUAAGAAACCAGCCAAAACAAGCGAGGUUUACAGGAGAGGUAACUUCAGCAGGUGCAAUGUCCAAAAGAUGAGACUGGAUCACACAGGGAGCCCUUUUUCAAAGCACUGUGGACCCAGGGAAGAUCAAAAGGCACUUGCUUGUGGUGUUAACAGUAAGGAUGAUGACUGGGAAAAGCAGAGCCACAGCACUUCUUUGUCAUUCAGAGAACCUUCUUCCUUCAACACAAAGGCUGCAAAGCAGAAGGGGAAUGCAAAUGAGGCAGCCGUCUCUGCUCAAAGUAAUUCCAGGCACAGGAAGCACACUAUCACUGUUAGACCAGAUUCAGAGAUGAUGAGCAAGCGGGGAGGUCAAAAGGCAGAAGAAGACCAGGAAGGUAGCAAAUCCAUUGAAGCUCAGACAAUUUCCACUUGUCAUCACCACUCACAGCUGCAGAAUGAUACCGUGGGAGGCACUCCUAAAACUCUGAGCCUGAAAGAGGCUUUGGAGCUCUUCAGGCCAGAUUUCAUCAGCCGAUCUCAGGGUCGGGUGAGGAGGUUAGAGCAAAGGGCCAGGAGAAGGAGGGCUCUGAGGGACUCCAAUCCAGAUCUACUGAAGGCCCUAUAUGAAGACAGAGACAAGUACAAGAGGAACUGUACAACACCAGAUCCACUUAGUGAUAACCUUUUUAAGCCAAGGGAGAGGUCUAUAUCAGGCAGAGAGAUGCAUCUGAGGUCCAGACGGAUUUACAACAAGCUGCCGGAGGUGACAAAGAAGAAGGAGGAGGAGAAAAAGAGGGCCAUAUCUCAAACCAACAGACUGCGAGCAGAGGUCUUCAAAAAGAGACUUCUGGAACAGAUUCUGCAAAGAUGAAAGCGACACCAUCAGAAACCACCUUGUAAUAAAAACUGCCUCCAUGUGCAUUCCACUCUUGGGUUAUGUCUCCUAACUUUCCACUCUUUAUAUUGUUAUAAACAGUGAAACUUGAUUUUUUUUUUCUCAUGUUGUUCCCAAAUUCUCUCUUUCCAGUUAGAGACUGCCAUGGUGUGAAAAGUAUAUCUGCUUCUCAUAUCUGUAUACAAAGGUGAAAGGUUAAAAAAAAAAAUCUACAGUAGUUAGUGUACUUUGGGAAGUGGACCACUGGAGGUACUCUGACUAUAAACCAAAUUAAUGCUGUUAUAUUUACCGUGUUAGUGAGCUCCAGUCUAUAAAGAGCACAGUGACGAUGUGUGUUUCCUUUAGGCUAUUUCUAAAUACAGGAAGAAUUCAUCAAUACUAUCUAUAUUUAAAAAUGACACUGAAUAGGUAGCUUAAAAAGAAAAAUUAUUGUUUAACUUUUAAUAUAUUUUAAUAUUUUUGCACAGUUAUGAAUAACUGUAGCUUUUCUAUUAUACAUAACAGUAGCUCUGACUGACACUUUGAUCAUGUCCUACGUUGUAGUUUAAAUAUUUGUUUUAUUGCUAUAAUACAAUGAAACCAAAACUUUUUAACACAAGGUUAUCCUAGCAUACAGUCUAAAGUUUUUUUUUCUUCAAAAAAUGUCUGGCACAGUUUGAUAGAUGCCAACUGAAAACAAAUACUAACUAAAACAAUUCCUGUGAAAUGGCUGCAACA